Cryptomeria japonica (Japanese cedar) is the source of this 1581-nucleotide messenger RNA. RefSeq lists its product as uncharacterized. The transcript has 4 exons. The record is from RefSeq and is a predicted model, not a curated record. Lineage: Eukaryota; Viridiplantae; Streptophyta; Pinopsida; Cupressales; Cupressaceae. Bases 1 to 1581 code for a protein of 526 amino acids.
AUGGGGGAUUUUAAUACCCCUCUCACAGAAGCUGAGAAAUUUGGGGGAUCCAAGAUACAGAUUGACAGCAAAUUGGACUUAGCUAACUUCAUCAAUGGUCAAGGUCUGGUUGAAUUGGAUUUAUCUGGAGCUUCUUUCACUUGGUCCAAUCGUCGUGUUGGUACCGACCUGAUUCAACCUAAACAUGGUUCGCGAAGGAGGUUUCCGUUUAGAUUUGAGAAAAUGUGUCUAUCCCACCCAAACCUUUCCACUAGUGUGAAGGAUUGGUGGAAUGUUCAAGUGGAUGAUUCUGUUAUGUUCUGGGUUGCUAAAAAGUUAAGAUACCACAAUAUUAUAGCUCAGGAAGAGACCUUUUGGAGGCAGAGAUCUCGAGCCUUAUGGCUCAAGGAUGGUGAUAAAAACACCAGAUUCUUCCAUAUCUCUACCCUUAAACAUAGGGCUACAAAUAGAAUUGACCACCUGAUGAAGAAUGUGAGAAGAUUUGAUAAUGAGCAUGAAAUAAGUAGAGUUGUUGAUUUUUUUGUUGCUCUUCUGAAGAAAGUUGCGUUGUUGGACCUGGAGGCUCAGAAUAUGUUGGUUGGUGCUAUACCUAAAAUCCUAUCUGGGAGCCAAAAUCAUAUUCUUGUUGCCAAUCCUUCUAAGGAGGAUAUUAGGAGUGUUGUCUUUUCUUUUGACCGCAGUAAAGCUCCAUGCCCUGAUGGCUUUCCUAUGUUUUUCUUUCAACACUUUUGGGAUGUGGUAGGGGAAGAUGUGUCCAAUGUUGUUAAAGAAUUUUUUGGAGCUAGAUCUCUGCUGAAGAAAUUGAAUGCUACCUUCAUUGUCCUCAUUCCUAAGAAGAAAGGGGUUGAUAAUUUGGAUGCUUUUAAGCCUAUUAGAUUGUACAACUCCUUCUACAAAAUUAUUUCCAAGGUCCUUACAUUGAGGUUGCUAGGUGUUCUUCCUCUUCUAAUCUCCCCUCAGAAAAAUGUCUUUGUGCCAGGAAGACAGAUUCUUGACUCCAUCAUCAUUGUUCAUGAAAACAUUCAUUCACUUUUGGAGGUGAAGUCUCAAGGCUUUCUUCAGAAAUUGGACAUUGUUAAAUCUUGUGAUAGGGUGGAUUGGUGCUUCUUAAAAAAAAUUCUUCAGGCUUUUGGUUUCUCUGGAAAGGCAGAUGAUGUUAAGAACCCUGAUAACCCUAAUGUCUCGGCCUCUCCUUUGUCCUAUAAGGAGACUGGUAAUGUGGGUGUGGGUGGUAUUGCAGACCUUCAUCCUAAAAGUGAUGAGCUAAAUGAUAAGAGGGAGGAUUAUGAAAAUGUGUUGGGGAUGGCUCGUGAUCAUGCAAUUGACACCUUCAAUUUAUUCAAGUGGUUGUUUCAUGAACUUAAAGAGAUUCAGAUUAACCAAAGAGCCCUGGGAAGCAAAAUGGAUUCUCUCCCUACUGGUUCUUCUCUUGGUAAUCUAAAUAACAAUGGGAAUUGGAUUGAGGCUGAGAAUAAUUCGGUCAUGAAUUGUAUCGAGAAAAUAGGGGAAGGGGUUGAUCAGCUGAAGACAAGGCUGGAGGAAUGCAUCACCCAGGUUGAGGAAGGCUACAACAAGAUCUAG